Messenger RNA from Porites evermanni, 14049 nucleotides. The record is from the annotation of a GenBank genome assembly. Lineage: Eukaryota; Metazoa; Cnidaria; Anthozoa; Scleractinia; Poritidae.
GUUAAACUUGUAUCUGGUUUCGCCCCGUACGCUGGUCAAGUCUUGGUUUAUCACGCAGGUACCUGGGGCAUGGUUUGCUCAGACGGCUGGGACAAGAACGAUGCUUUGGUUGUUUGCAAGGAGUUGGGCUUUCCCGGUGUUACCAUGGUAGCAAAUUAUGGGUUUUUUGGUAUCGAGAAAACCAUAAGCAUAGAGCACAUGGGUUGUUAUGGCAAUGAAACAAAGUUGAGCGAAUGUUCAUAUAAUACAACUUCAGAGUGGUCGCCAUGUAGAACUGGAAGGUACAAGGGUGCAGGCGUUAUAUGUGAACCAAGCAACAUCACAGAUCCUAAGGGUAUUUCUACGUUAUCUCAGAUCAACUCAGUUAUAGUACCUUAACAUGUCAUUAAUGCUCUGUUCGCACCGCAAUUUUUGUUUUAAACUGUUUUUAGGCAACAAAAUUUUUUGUUACCUACUGACAGCUCUUUGUCUGGUCGCUGAUUUAUUUCGCAAACAUAAACAAUUAUUUUUAACAGUAGUUCCUUUAAUUCAUUUGACGUUUCUUGUUGCACGAAAACUUCUGCACGUCUCGGGUGCGAACAGGAUUUAAAAAGGAAAAAUUGUGGUAACUAAAUCUUCAAAGUUUUGGCGAAUGCCAAACUCUAUUUCUUGUCAUGGUGCAAACAGCGCAUAACUGAGAAUCAGUUGGCAUUUUGUGUUUUCUCCAGUCCCGCUUUUUGCCUUCCCACCCCUCCAACCCUUUUUCUCUGGGUCGCCCGUCACUCCAAUCUAAUUAUAUCCCAACCAUUUUUUUAGAUGUUCCCCAAAUCAGGCUAACCGGUCCCUCCCACAGAGAAGGAUCAGGAAAUGUUGAAGUAUUUAUAAACCGUCAGUGGGGAAGAAUUUGUGACGAUGCAUGGGACUUGGAAGACGCCCGUGUAGUUUGUCGUGAGCUCGGGUUUCCGGAUGCUGAAUAUGCUACAUGCUGUGGCUGGUACUUUGGACAGGCGUCUGGACAACCGCUCAUGGAUACUGUGGAAUGUACAGGAAAUGAAUCAUCGCUGUUUCAUUGUCGCCAUAUGGCAAGUAGUGAGGCAUCGUGCAGUAGGAGGGAUAGUGCUGGAGUCAUAUGCAAACUUAAUAAGCCAAACGGUAAGAAAAUCAUUCAUGUGGAGUGUGGGAAAUUGGCGCCAGACGGAGACGACGAAAAGAGUUUUGAAAGAAAUAUAAUCAUUAUCUGAAAAAUUCACCAGGUUUAUGCUAGGAAUACAGUGCGGCAGCCGAGCUGUCGCCGAGCACAGGCGAGUUUAGGCAACUACGGCGCAAGAAACUUGGAGAGGAAUACAGUUUAUAUUUUGAAAACAAUACCUCUGUAUACCACUCACUGGUGCAUUGCUUGACCCUUUUCUAUAAAUUACAACAGAGCAUCAAAUGGUAAAAAUUAAGGUUUUCUGGAGGCCCUUAGAAUUGUAACAGAGAACCAUGGAAAAUUCUCCACUGUUGUAGAGAGAGGGUAGACUGCAAAAAAGUGGGUUUUUUCUUCACAAUUGGUUUUUUAAGGCCUUAGCUUCGCGUGAGAUUUUCGCGCGAAGCGUGCAGCCUCUUGCCCUGUCCUCAGUCUCACACUUCGUCCUUACCCUCGCUCCAAGAGUUUUGUUUGACCGUUUCCUCGUUCUUGACCGUUCUUUCCUCGUUCUUGACCUCGUUCUUGACCGUUCUUUCCUCGUUCUUGACCUACACAAAAAAAUACGGGCUGUUCUACAGAGAGGGGUAUGCCUUUUGCACUCGGUAGAGAGGAGAAUGUAUGAUUUACAUAGAUUCUAAACCAAUCAUGGUAUCGCAGAGUUAAGGCUCCGCUUUAUUAUUGUUCUACUUGGUCAAUUUUGAGUGUAGGAUGUGCAUUACAACCCAGAUAAUAUAAUAAAAAGAGCUUGGUAAGGCUACAGUCACUGACACCAGACAGUCAGAUCGUAAGGUAGCAGUUUAGCUAUUGUUUGGGAUUUUGAGGUGUUGCAUUCUUGUUUUGUCUUCUCAGUUCGACUGGUGGGAUCUCCGCUUGCGCAUGCGGGUUUUGUCCAAAUCCGCCCGCAUGGUCGCUGGGGAUCGUUCUGUGACUGGUCAUGGGAGCUAACGCAAGGUCACGUGGUUUGCCGUGAAUUAGGAUAUCGGCGGGCCCUGUACACAACUAUUGGUGAAUUAUUUGGACAACAGUCCAGAGGGCCAAUUUGGGUAGAGGAGGCAGUUUGUGAUGGUAACGAGUCUUCAAUCUUUAACUGUGAUUUGAAGUACAUCUGGGACUAUGAAGAUGUUAUGGCAUGCGAUCACAGCCAUAGUGCGGGAGUAAUUUGUGAGUCAAACCACGAUCCUAGAUUGAACGGUAAGCUCAUGGUAGGUUCGUUGUCUUUCAUGAACUAUUCAGUAUUGGCGGCAUAAUAAUAUGUCGGUUAUCAGGUGGGAUUAUUUUAUUAUAAAUCACAGAGGACAGAGGCCGCAAAUUUUUGUUGCUCGAAAUAUCUAAAAUUCGUAACUGUUUAUCCGGGAUGCCUAAAAUGUGUGCAAUUCAACAAUUGGUUUCGACUGCAUUAAAUAUUAUACUAAUUGCAGAACAUUUUAGGAGAAGCCAUCCACAAUGUAAGCACAGUUACUGACAAGGUGCAUGAGUAGGAAAAAAAUCCACGCCCUCUUAUGUGUUUCACUUUUUUCCCUCUCAUCAUUUCUUAUCAUCUGAAGUUACUUCCUCACCUUGAGAAUAAGCUUUUUUUCCUUCUAGAAACAGCCCUUGUAAGAUUAAAAGGAAGCAAUGUCACACACAUGGGUCGCGUGGAAAUAAAACGGCACGGUUUCUGGCACGGUGUGUGUAGCAUUGGGUUUGAUAUACAUGAUGCUGACGUGGUUUGUCGACAGCUGGGAUUCUCUGAAGCUGUGCUUGAAGUUGCGCAUGGUCAGUUUGGUCUUGGUUCUGGACCCAUGUGGUUAACUAGAAUUCGUUGCCAGGGAAACGAGUCUUCGUUAGACGAAUGCGUGAGUGCUGGUUGGGAACUAGAGCCAAGUUGCAGAGACAAACAUGGCUCCGGCGUAGUGUGCAGAACGCCAAAUAUAACAAGCGGUAAGAAAGGCUCUCUCGCGAUAGACUUAAGACGACUCUACUGGAUUUUUCAGGGGCAAAACCUCCCAAGUUUGAGCAUUAACUACGUCGCCAUUUACAAAGAUUAAGGAAUGAUCACAACAGCUGUAUCGGAUCAUUAAGAUAAAAAUUGGAUAUGAUCAGUUUUGCGUUGACAUCGGAGAUGUCAUAGCAACUUAGUGACGUCAUUUCCUAUUUUACUUGCUGCUGUUUUUCUAGGCACUGGGCAGCUACUUUAAAAGCCAGCUUGAAAAAUUGAAAGAAAGAAAGGAAAGCAAAUGAAACCCGCUUUACGGACACCCGCUUAAUACGAACAGUUUUCUUUGCCGCUGAAGGCUUCUCUAAAUUUAACUUGAAAUCUUCAGUUGACAGCAUGUCGAUGUUAACAGGGGUAUAGCACAUACACCGGACAGGAUGAAUUGCAAACGUCAAUUUCAGGCUAUUUUGGCAUCGAACGAGUUAUUCACAGAACAAACGGUUUUGAUCAAGUAAUAUAUAUAUGAACGAUUAUUGAUUUUUUUAGACGAUUUAGUCCGUGAAAUAAAGGCUUUGUGAAAAGUUAAAGAUGUUUAAUUUGACGAUGCUGAUGUCCUCUUCUAUUUCUUAAGUAUUUGUUCAAAUAAAAGGGGCUUAUAACAGAACCCACAAAAACGGACAUCCCGUUAAUUCGGACUUUUUCUGUGGCUCCUUGACAUUGUAGGUAUUAAUGGGAGUUUGAAUGUAUCCGUAAAUACUGUUGAAGAGGUUUUAUUUCACUUAAAAAUUCACGCUGUAUGAUUUUAUCCACCGUAUCAAUAGUUAAAGCCAGAAUAUACAGUUAAGUAAUAGGUACCCUGUACAAACAGUUUAAUUUAGAGACUCAGAAGUUCUCAUUUCAUUUCCAAUUCUUCUAAUUGGCUCGGGAUAAGCCAGUGUGGUUAUUGAAGUAACAAAAACUGAGAACAAGUACCACUGGGGUAACAUUAAUAUUAAGAACAAAUCUGCUCGUACUUUGAUUGUUCAAUCAAGAGCUAUUAUUAUCAAGUUGCUAUGUUAACAGCGGUGAAGUUAGAAUUAUUGGUGUGUUUUGGUUUCUUUGGUAGAUGGCAAAGUUCGACUUCGUGGAUCUAGAAGUUCUAACGCUGGAAGAAUAGAAGUAAAGUUUGGAGGUGUAUGGGGCCUUGUAUCCGAGAGAGGCUGGGACAUCAGGGAUGGUCACGUGGUAUGUCGGCAGCUUGGAUAUCUUAAGGCAGUGCGCGUGUAUACGCAUUCCAGGUGAAACUGAGAACAUAAAACAACUACAGUCGACUCCCGAUAACUCGAACCCUCGCUAACUCGAACCUCGCGCUAACUCGAACCAAACUCGAUUUCCCCUGGAUUUCCGUUAUACAUUAACCGUAAUUUGCCCUCGGUAACUCGAACCCUCGAUAACUCGAACUCCCGCUAACUCGAACCAGUUUUCGUUUCCCCUCAGGUCAUUUUCUAUAUAAUUUUACUCUCGAUAAUUAACUCGAACCAUGUUUUGAGCCCUUGAAAGUCUUGAAAAAAGCCUUCUUCUGGCGUCCGAAACAUUGAAUUUUGGAUUUCCUAAUGACGUGUUGUAGGAGUAUAGUUUAUUAGUGGAGGCUGAUGUUGAUUUUUUUGUCACAGGCUAACGUGAAGCAGCUGUUCUUCUCAAGUGAAAACAGUAAAACGCAUGCUCUGUUUAGGCCAUGUUUUGUUACGUUACGUUCUGCUUUAUAAUCUAGAAGUAUCUUUUAAUUUUCACUUGACAUUUCUACAAUUAAAUGUGAUUCAAAUGUUCCCUGUGUAGUAAAAACUGUUUUUUACCUUACUCUCGGCUAUUUUCUUCGAACUCCCGAUAACUCGAACUCCCGAUAAGUCGAACCUUUUUUCGAUUUCCCUUGAAGGUUCGAGUUAUCAGGAGUCGACUGUAAUAAAAACUAAAUCUAUUUUUACAACAAGGAUAAGAAACGCGGUUCAUGAAUUUAUUAUUUAGCUAAAUCGUGCUUCGGCAAGAUGAAGGGAAUCCUGUGUUCUGACUGGCUAAUAACCAAGCGGCCAUGCAAGAUGGGCCCAUGUUACCCCGCCCGGAUUGGUUCCGCAAGGACAAGUUUGCUUUUUGGUCAUGAAUAAAUAUUUUAUGGGCCAAGCUUGAUCGGUCAAGAUGGAUUUUUAGCAAAGUUCUUUUUUGGAUUUUUAUGGACCGGGACAUUUUCGAGGUCAAUAAGAACCCUGGCUGGUAAUCGUUGUAAGGUGGAAGAGUUUCUUUAGUACAUAAUCAUCGGGAUUUCAGAAACAAAACAUGAAAUUAAAUAACAACAUCUUGAUGGUUACUUUAGGUACGGUUCGGUGAAUCUGAAUAUAUGGCUGAGUGAUCUGCAGUGCAGCGGAGAAGAAGAGCGUCUGUUGGAUUGCCCUAGAGAGUUGAACUACGACCUCUACACAUUUGCAAUGCUUAACGCUGGGGUUGAAUGUACAAACGAUACCAAUUAUACUAGUGGUAAGUCCUCAUCAAAUGUUAAAACGUAGUAGUAUUUCAUUCAGAAAAACUCCAACGCCUUUUUUUUUUCUGUUUCUAUUUUCGUCAUAUGCGAAAAUCGAGCUAGAUAAAAAAACGUGGAAAAAAUAAACGUGAACUAAAUGUACCGUCGUUCAAAACACAAAUUUAAGGAUGUGACAUCUAGGAAAAGUGCACACGCAAUUGCUUCGACCAAAAAAUUACUGCUUUAUCUGUAUGUGAAACGUCCAAGCCAUCAUUAAUCUAACAAGGAAAUGGCUGAGUUCCUAAGCGUUCUCUCUGGUCUCUUUGACCGUGUGAAACCACCGUCGCGAAGUCUGGUGCGGAGUUCAGGCUCGUUCAUUUCGGUUACGCCUAAGCAAGUAAUAGUUUCCAGCUCUAACCGAGCAGGACGGCCUGUAUAUAGGAACUAGGCUGGCUGUUCCGAUACAGAAUGUUUGAUUUAUCAAAUGCCCCUUUAGCAAGGAGAGCACCAGAGGUCUUAUUUUAGGUGACUGAUUUUCAACAGAAGUGGAAGCUCGCUUGGUCGGUAUGGAAACGCCCAACGCAGGUCACGUGCAAGUUAAGUAUAAUGGUACGUGGGGGACGAUUUGUGCAUGGCGAGGUCUGCCGUAUCAAACAGCGAAAGUUAUAUGCAGGCAACUUGGUCUCAGACCCCCAAUAAAGAACAUCUUCGGGAAUAAAGAAUGCACGGCAACUAAUCGCGGAGCUAAAAGAGUAUGGCUGUCCAACCUGAACUGUCAGGGAUUUGAAAAUUCUGUCGACGAGUGUCCUCACAGAGGCUGGGGAAGACUAGACUCGGAGUAUUGUCGAGGAUGUACGCCUCGUCAUUGUAGUGUGUGUUUGAUUUGUCAGCCACAAGACACAAAUAUUACAGGUAAAGAGAACAAUAAUGUAAUCUAGAUAACAUCAAGCAUGUCGCUGACAACUGAGGGAUUUUCUUUUCCUCACAAUCACGUUCUGCUUCAUUUUGAAAACUUAAGUUAGAACUUCCUUUUAGUGAUGUCAACAGUUUCUGACCAUGCAAAAGAAAAAUUCAAAGCAGAGUCAUUUCAUGCUGUGGUGAAUGUAAUGUGCCUUAGUGCGAAGAUUAGGUUGAUUGAAAACGUUUUUGAACUCGGUGCAUGUGCUGUCCCUUAAAUUUUUUUAUGGAUAGUUAUGAUCGUGACAGUUCAAAUAGUUUUUGUUUGUUAUUGAUAUUUACACCAAGAAAGUUUUGUUUUCACGAACAGACCUCCAUCUUAGAAUGGUUGGAUCAAAUCUUUCGUACGCUGGCCGUGUGGAGGUUAAGUAUGCAGGAGUCUGGGGAGUAAUAUGCCCGCGUCACAUGAAUGGCUCUGUUUUUAGAGUAAUCUGCCGUCAGCUUGGUUAUGUUGGUGUCAUGGGAGAUGAAAGCUUAUAUACAAGAAGGAGCUUACAACUCUAUGGAGACUCAGAGGGCCCUGUUUGGUUGAGCAAAGUAUACUGCGAUGGAAAUGAAACAUCCUUGGCACAAUGUAAGAUUGAGAGUCUGGGAGAAAUUUUGUGGUGCUCACAUCACGAAGCCUUGGAAAUAAUGUGUCAGCCAAAGAAUUAUACACCACGUGAGUAGCACUGUGUAAGUAAGAAGAAUUAUCAUUCGAAGCAAAUUUUUCUUUCUUUUCAUUGGCCGAGAGCCCACCACGUGACCUGCAAAUAACUGCGUACAAAUAAUGGUCUGCUCAUGCGCAAAGCCGUCCAACUGUGUUUGGCUGCAAAUAAUAUUCUGCUCAUGCGUAAAGGAAACCGUGCUUUUCUUCUUCUUGCGAUCGCUCUUGCGUGAAAAUGGCAAAUCUCUUCGCUUCCCAAAGAUAUUCAUUGAAAAAAUGAACUCGGUGAUCGAAUAAUAAAAAAAUUAUUGAACUCGGUUAUCGCAAAAUAUCGUGAUCUGUCAGUGUCUCGCAGAUCAUCAAUUAUUUGCCGAAGCCGAAUAAUUGAUCUGCUCGCCACAGACAAAUCACGAUAUUUUGCUCAACCUCGUCCAAUAAUUGUUCAUUAUUUUACAUUAUACACACCAUCUGUCUUCUCAUUGGUUAAGAGCUUCCUAGGGUUUUUUUUGGAAAUCGGCACCACCUAUUGAUUAGUUAGUUAUCUGCCAUUAGAUGACUGACUAAUCUGUAGGUUGCGCGCGUAAUGCAUGGUUUCCACGAACAAUGUCGAACUAUGUUCCAUGCGAUUGUGUGUUUGUCGUUAUUUUCUUCAAAACGAUGUUUAACAAAACAGUUAUUUGAUUCGAUUUCUUUGCUAUCCUCUUAGUAAGUGGUAUCAGCCGAGACCAAUACCUCGACCUUGAUCAUUCCGGAUUCAAAAAAGAACAAGAACCUCAUCCAGUAAUUGUUUAUUAGAGUCACGCUUAGCUUCAUCUUCGUUCAUGGGAGAACUCGUAGUCCGCCUAGAACCCUGAAAAAUUAUAGAAAGGGAAAAUACUUGACUUGCCAAGAAUUUAAAACAUGUGUGUGAAGACGUAAUUCUUGUUUUUUUUCCCCGCUGGUUACCGUAGCUACACUAAAACACUCGAUAUAUUUUAGUCACAGAACACCCCUAAGUCAAUGACAGGAUAAGUCCACGUAUAUGUGUAGACGCGACCUAAAUCAGAGGAAAGAUUAUAGGAAAAUUAGAAUUUCCCAAUCAGAAAAAAUGUAUAACUGAUAUUAUCAAUCGCUUUACCUUGACUUAUCCUGAUUUAUUUAGCAUAUCCGAUCCGUUUGGCUGGAUCAUCAGUAGCACAUGCUGGUCGACUGGAAGUUCUAUAUAAUGGAACUUGGGGUACAGUGUGUGGUGGUGUGUACGAUUGGAGUGUUAGAACUGCAAAUGCCUUGGUUGCCUGCAGGCAGCUUGGGUUUGGAUUACCUAUAAGGUCAGUACAACAGUCAAAAUUUUCCGUAAGUGAAAACAGCCGUUUCUCCUCGCUCCUCGACGCUGGAGACGUUUCUCGAGGAGGAACGUUUGCGAAUUAGUAGCCUGCGAAAACAUCCGUUUCUCCUCGCUCUUCGCCGCUGGGGACGUUUCGCGGGAAGGAGUCUGCGACUCAGAGGCAGAAAUUCCAUGCUGAUGACGCAAAGCAAUGUUAACGUAAUAAAUCUGGUAGUCAUGGGGUUCCAAAUAUAAAUUUGUCCUAUUUUACGUGUUUUGUGGUCGAUUUUGGUAAAGUGUUGUGUUUAUCUGACAACGAGCUCCAGCGAAACUCAAAUGCUUCUUCUAGAGAAGACUAUAUUCCACAAAUAUUUUUGCAUAUCAGACUGGGACUGUAAAUGUCGAUCAAAUUAAACGACGAAAAAACUUUUAAAGUAGACGAUGGCAGGGUAAGGCGGCUGAAUACGGCAUUUUACGAUUUAUUGAAGGCAUUUAUUUCUGAUUUCUAUACUUAUUUUUACAUACAGAUCAACUAUCAGCUGGCUAGCCCCAAAAUUUUCAAACUGUCCGUCAAGUACCCACGCCACAGGGGCCAUUUGGUUGUCCAAUGUCCGGUGCAAAGGAACUGAAAGCUCAUUGGACCAAUGUCCCAGUCUUGGAUGGGGUAAAGCGAAUAAACAUUGUGAUCACGUCUCAGAUGUAUGCCUGGUCUGCGAUAACUCACAAUGUCAUAAUAUGGGUGAGUUUUUUAAGUUAUGUUACCGCUAUCGUCCUAUAAACAACGCAUUAAGUACAAUCUAAUCCUGUGACAAAAUUCUAAAAGUUCAAAUUCGACAAAAUUUUCUCAUUGAGUGGCUGCUUUCACUGUUAACGGACAAUAUUUUGGCUUUAUAUAGCCAGAGAAAACAAACAUUUUUUGACGCCACCGCUGGUUUCUCCGCGAAAUUUCAUACUGAUUUCGUGUCAAAAUAUGGGUGUUGAUUCUGAUUGGUCGAAAAAAGCAGAAUAUUUGGUUGAAAAAGCAGAAUAUUUUAAGUGUACAGCAAAUAACAACUCUCAACGUUCAGCUCCAGCCCAGGAGAGUUAAAAAAGUUACCUAUGUCAUUUUUAAAUUGUCGCUCUAUAGAAAUAAUGGUCCGUUUAAGUGGUUCUGAGGUACCUUAUGCUGGCCGCGUAAAAGUACGUUAUCAAGGAGUCUGGGGAACUUUAUGUGCAUCUGAAUGGAAAACAGAGACCUCUGAAGUAUUGUGCCGGCAGCUCGGAUACAAGGGCGUUGAACUAGAUUUCACUGAGCACAAUAAAUACUGGUACCCACCACUAGACAUAUAUGACGCCGUUCGAGGACCAGUGUGGUUUAAUGGUGAUGGAUGUAAUGGAAAGGAAAGGACUCUGUCCGAAUGUCAGUUACGUCAGGAACCGCACUGUGGCCAAGAUGAUCCUCAACUAAUCUGCAAGGUUGAGAAUUCUUCUGUUGACGGUGAGUGAUUUGAUUCAAACAUAUCCCUAGAAAGACGUGCCACUGCAAGUGCUUAUCACACGGCCUGUCGCAUUGAACUUUGACGCUUUUCACAAGCAGCACCCCCUUAAAACCUUCAGCGCGUUGUAACUGCGCAUGCAAAGAGUAAUUUUAACAUAAAUCAGUCUGCAUCUGUGUUGAAAAUAGAAAGAAAAAAAUAUUGGUUGUGAAAUAUGUUCUCUCUGAUUUUUUCUUACUGGCUUUAGCGUCAGGUUGGGCUUUAGGGUUGCUCCCUACUGCACUGAAUAUAAAGAAAAGCCAUUAAGACUUCAUUACUGUGGCUGAGUUAAGAAUCGCGUAUAGUAUAUAUAUUUUCUUACAACUUUAGUAUGUGUGUUCUCUAACAAGCGUAAAUGCUGGCGUGUAUUAUGCCCUCUUGAGCUCAAUUUAGGUUACCAGACUACUAACCCUGUAAACUUCUCUUAAAAUAUAAGCACCGUUUCUCUUUUAACAGUUUUUCCAGUUAGGCUAGGAGGGAGCAAUCCCAGGGAGGGCCGCGUAGAGGUCUUCUAUGGUGGCCUUUGGGGCACAGUAGGAACUGCAAAAUGGGACUUUAGAGAUGCUUUGGUACUGUGUCGCCAACUUCGAUUCAGCCAUGUCCAAAACACAUACACAAAGAAGUUUAAAGGAAGUACACGAGUGUUUUGGUUUGGUGAUUUUGAAUGUCAGGGGAGUGAGGCAACAUUAGGCCAGUGCAGACACAGGUUAAUUGCAAGAGCCUUCUUCGAUGAUGAUGAACCCUUUGAUGUGUAUGUACGCUGUAGCAAUGGCACAGAGACUGAAACAGGUAAAUCAAUUCUAGAAAACUGUGCCCAGUUGUUCAAAAGGUGAAUAAAGCGCCCAUUUAACGGAUGAACCUCUAACAAUUGGAUUCGGGUGGAUUUCCACUGGCACGUAAUUUUUACCUUCGUUCGGCGAGUAAUUUACACGCGUAAAUAAGAUAGAGGCGAUGUAUGAAAGGCCACGCGUAAACGUGCAAGUUGAGCGAGGUUCAACUUUUACGUUUACGCGCGACCUUCCUUACAUUGCCUAUAUUUCAUUCUCGCGCAAAAAAAUUACGUGCGUACGCACGUAAAAAUUACGAUUAAUUAGAUUAGUUCAAUUCACCAAAACUCAAUUGGUCUAUUUAAUUACGUUUAUCCACAGGGUAGGGAUUUUUUCUAUUAAAAAUUCUAUCAAAAUUUAAUUGGAACAACUGGGUCAGGAAAUUUUAAUACAUUAUCUCAUGAGUUUAACGGAAUAAUAUUGAAUCGACAUGCUUAGCUACUGUAGGAAGACUUCGACAGAAGUUAUGAUUGAUGUGACCUUCUUUUAUGUACAGGGUCAGUUACCAUCCGGCUUGACAGUGUUGCAGUUUUUUAUUACAUUCGUUUGCUUUCGAAAAUAGGAUAGGACUUGUCGAGAGAGUUAAAUCACUCCGCAACGGAUGGUUUAAACUACCACUCUUGACACAGCUUUCAUUGCUGCUCAUUGGUAGAGAUCCUACCCUGUUCUAAUUGGAUAAGUUGUUAUUUUUGGCACGAAACAUGAAUCCACAAAUAGCCAAAGUCUAAUACAGUUGUGAAACAGGCCUUAUCGAAGAGAUAACUGCUCCGGGGUCAUGGGCUCUUGCUAAUGGGGAAUAUAGAAUCUUCUUUUUCAACAUUAUGUAUCUUCGUUCUUUUUCGUUUUCAUUAAUGCUGACAGUCGUCAACUCUGCAAGGCUCACCUCAUUAGCGACGUCCAUGGCUUCGCUCACCAGUCAUUUGCCAGUUUUAUCUACGAACACUCCAAGGAAUUCUUCCUCGACAACGUCUAUGGUCCCAAUUACUAUUUAUUCCACAAUUUCAUCUACUACAACGGAAACAAACACAUGGAAGCUUGCUCCCACUAGCACUUUUAUUGCUCAAGGAUCGCAGCUUCUGUCGAUACCAGCAACAGAGGGCUCUCCGAUUUUGUGUCCGAACCAACCUUGUCAGAAUGGGGGAACUUGUGAAAAGACGACCUGUCGCUGUUCCGAAAAAUUUGCAGAUGUUUAUUGUGAAGUUUACGUUGGUAAGUAGAACACUUCAAUAGACCAAUUUGUGCUGGUAAUAAAAUUUGCGGCUGAAUUUCGAUCUAAGCUAGAAAAACAUUAAAAAAAGCGACUUGACAACGGUCAGGAUAAACAUAUCUGUUCUAAAGUCCCUAGUGUAAUGCCGCUUCAACUUCGUUGGGAAAUUUUUUCCCUAAUAUUUUCCCGCCCAGCAUGCCCACUAUAAUUCAUAUAGCAAAUAGAUGGAAUAAAUGAACAGACAAACAAAUGAAUAAAUAAAUACCAAGGAUAGAAUUAAAUUGAAAAUUAACCUUGAUAUAAUAGAUUUUGUAUAAACUUACACCUCUGUAAUAUUGUAGGUGAAAAUGCUGUUUCCAUGGUAUUGAAAAUGAUUCUGGAUCAAGUAAGUCCGACUCUCUCCUUGUUCAUAGUACAUUGAAUAGGUAGGAAAUGCCAUAUAUCAGUUUACGGAUGUGAUCAGUCUAUGAUCAGGGUAUAUAUUGCGUACACUGGUAGAGCCGUAUCCACAAGUACAUUUUUUCAGGGAUUUACAUAUUAUGUUUCGUAUGGGUUUCGUAUAAGUUUACAUGGUUAUGUUGUCAGUAAGUCAGUUUUCCUUUGGUGCAUAGCUCAAUUGUACCUCAAAAUCGUGUCUUGCACCUUGGUUACUGGUCGUCGUAAGUUGCUUCCGUAGACUUUCAUCGGACGCCAUUUUUUCUUCACACCCCUGAUUUCGUAUUGUCUAAAGUCACAGCACUCAACGUACUGCGGUGGGAAAAAGGCGCUUCUAGGCGUAGCAAAGAGCCUAGAAGUGACCCAGCUUCGUGUUCCCCGGCGUGGGCGCCAUUUUGGAAAAUUGGAAGACGUCAUCAUGCAUAUCCAGUUCUGCUUGUGGCCCAGACUGGUACCAAAUGAAUUCUCCUUUCGUCUGUGAGCGAGUCGUCAUCAGUUACACAAGCUGUUCUGUAAGGUCUCUGGCCUGUAAAAAGACGUUGUUUUCUUUUCUUUUCGAAAAUUGAAGAGCGAGCGCGCGCGGUUUUUUUUUCAUACGCGCACUCGACGAUCUCUUGAUUAAGUGAAAAUAGAGGGUCUGUGAAAAGGCUAUAAGUCCUCGUUUAAACCAGUUAUUUUAACUUUGUUUUUUAGUGGAAUGCUUCCGAGUUCAAAAGAAAUCUAGCUGCUGUUUUAACAAACCAUUGUAGCCUGAACCCAUGUUUGAAGGACAACGUGUAAGUCGAUAUUUUAAAUGCUCUUUGUUAAAGAAUUGACCCAUGAUCAAUCAUGGACAAAUGUCUUGGGACAAAUUUGCAUUUGCUGCGCUUUUUUAAAUCACACUUGCCCAACCCCUUCUGCAACCCCACAAACAACGUCAGGACGCGUGUAUCCAGAAAUUUAACCCCUAAGUUUCAACGUUGUAUAAGAUGUGGGGAGAGGAUCUGCAAAGUAUUUUCCCAAAGGUAACAAUAUAUCCGUAGAACUCCAAAGAAAUAGCAAGUAAUAAUAAAAUAUUAGGACGCAAACUAACAAAGAUUCUCCAACAAAAAAACAACCCGCAGGCCCCCCCCCCCCCCCCAAAAAAAAAAAAAAACCGCGCAAUUGCUUAAUAAACCAUUCUACUUCUUUCUUCCAUCAGAAAUCCAGAUACACAAAGCCAAAAAAAGGCUCUGACUUUUCAGCCUGAUGAUAUAAUCAUACUUCAGGGAUACCCAAAGACUUGGAAGGACAUGGAACUCUUAAGUGUAAAACUGGUCGUUAAAAUGCCAACGGAUGCUAACAAUAGCAUAAUACCUCAUAAAAUUAUGAAGCAGCUACUGACAAAGGUAGCACCUGAAAUUGAACAACAGAUGGGAAUCAGAGUCGUUUUUAUUGGCGAGAAGGAAAUCAUUUCAGCAUCACCCGAUGCUUCUGGUCGCAACUCAGAUAAAUCGCGGAAGUCUUCCUCGACGCAUAGAUCAGUUUUGAUAGCUCUUGCGGUCGUUGUUGGCUUAGUGUGCUUGGUGGCCAUAGCCACGAUUGCUUGGUAUCGUCGUAAAAAGAAAAGGUAG